UCUGCGUGUACUCGAUUCCGUAGGGAAAAAAGCGUGUAGCCCAACUGUAACACAACGAGCUGUAUGCUUAAAUAUCUUGCGGGCACGUCUAAGUUAUUCUCGUUGGGUUUUUGAAAACAUAAGGACAGAUUAUACUUGAGGAGUCAUUUCAGUAUGUGCGUAAGGAUCGUGCUUCAAAAGAACUCGCUCUUUCUGCUGGUGACUCUGAGUCUUUCUUUGAUUGUCACGCGUUGUCAGGAUGAUGGAACUGCACAAACUCAGAGAGGAGGAGAGUCAGAAUCAGAGAGAGAGUUCAUCCCUUUCAACAGCAAACACGAGCCACCAGCUGACAUCCAACAGCUCACUACAGAUGCAGUACCAAACCUCCCCAACCUGAGACUGCUCAAACUCCACUCAGCUCUGCUGACCAAGAGCUUUGAAGGGUAUCAGCAGUUUUUUAAAGAGGCACCACACACCGUGCCAACCUUCUCUACCUCUUCAUCAAACACUGAACUUUCACACUUGGUGCCUCAUGAAGAUGAUCUCGCCACCACGGCGACCAUGACUGCUACCACGGUGACCACUCCAGUUAUGACUGUCAUGCCCACAUCUGUGGAGCAAAGAAGACCCAGCAAGAUCCGCAGUCGAACAUCAGAGAAGAUGGUGGUCACCUCUCAACCACUCACAAACCCUACCAUUCAAACUUACACUGCUCAAAAGACAGUUCUCACCACUGUAAUAGACAACCUUAUGGAUCAGAGAGUGGUCAGCAAGGAAACUACUUCACCACCACCACCAUCUUUGUCAACUUCUCCUAAAAUGGAACCACAGAGGCCGGUUGGAAAAACCACACCAGGAUACUCUUCUGAAACAUCUGCAGCUCAGUGCAAUAUGAACUUCACAGAAGCCGAGGGUUAUAUAGAGAUUCCCCCGGAUAUCUCAUUUGAUUCCAACGUGCAUUGCACCUGUCUGGUUACUGUAUAUCUGGGUUAUGGAGUUGAGAUUCAGGUGCUGAAUGUGAGUUCGGAGGAUGGAAUAAAGGCAGUCUUGGAGGAUCUGGGUGGACCUUUGCCCUCGGUCCUGGCCAACAGCUCUGUGUUAUCUAGAGGCCUGGUGCUGCGGAGCUCCAGUAACCAGAUCUCUGUGCGGUUCAGCAUGGAACGGGCCAAUCGGACUGCUUCUUUACUCCUGCGGUACAGAGCAUUUGCUCUCAGUUGCACUUCUCCUCUGGCUCCUGAUAAUGGUGACGUAUCAGUCAGCGGUCUCCAGGUGGGAGGUGUAGCCUAUUUCUCCUGUCUAAAUGGCUAUCAGCUCCUGGGCCCCGCUUCCCUCACCUGCCGAAAUGCCACAACACCCUACUGGAGUGGCAGAAAGCCUAGGUGUCAAGCUGCUUGUGGGGGGAUGUUGAGAAAUGCCACUCAGGGUCGUAUUGUCUCUCCCGGGUUUCCAGGAAACUACAGCAACAAUCUGACAUGCCACUGGGUGCUGGAGGCCCCUGAGGGCCAUCGGCUCCACGUUCACUUUGAGAAAGUGGCUCUGGCUGAGGAUGAUGACAGACUGUUGAUAAAGGAUGGCAGUAACAUUGACUCUCCGCCCCUGUAUGACUCAUACGCAGUGGAGUAUCUUCCCACUGAGGGUGUGACCAGCACCGCUAGGCAUCUGUUUGUGGAGUUCACCAGUGAUGAGACGGGCACGUGCACUGGUGCUGCCAUCCGAUAUGAAGCAUUUUCACAGGGCAGCUGUUACGAGCCGUUUGUGAAGUAUGGAAAUUUCUCCACAAGUGAUCCAGCGUUUGGAGUUGGUUCUGUGGUGGAGUUCUCCUGUGAGCUGGGUUACACACUGGAGCAGGGCGCUGUUAUCUUACAAUGCAUAAACCCUGAAAAUCCCCAAUGGAACGAGACAGAACCAGCCUGCCGAGCUGUGUGCAGUGGAGAAAUAACAGAUUCAGCAGGUGUGGUGCUUUCUCCAAAUUGGCCUGAAGCGUAUGACAAAGGUCAAGACUGUAUCUGGGGUCUGCACGUGGAGGAGGACAAGAGAUUCAUGCUGGACGUCCAUGUUCUUCAUCUGGGGAAGAAUGACCUGCUAACCUUUUAUGAUGGUGAUGACCUGACAGCCAACAUCCUGGGCCAGUACAGUGGCUUUCUCCCUCGAUUCAGACUCUACACCUCUACGGCUGAUGUGACCAUCCAGUUUCAGUCUGAUCCAGCCUCCAACGUCUAUGGCUACAACAACGGCUUUGUGGUGCAUUUCUUUGAGGUACCACGUAACGACACCUGUGCAGAGCUGCCAGAAAUUCCCAAUGGCUGGAAGAGCACGUCCCAUCCUGACCUGACCCACGGAACGGUGGUCACCUACCAGUGUUACCCAGGGUUCCAGCUGCAUGGUUCUGAGAUCCUGAUGUGCCAGUGGGAUCUGACAUGGAGUGGAGACGUACCCAUUUGUGAGAAAAUCAUGUCAUGCGAGGAUCCAGGGCUGGUGGAGAACAGUCGCAGACGGGUGACUGGCUCUCUUUAUGCUGUGGGAUCUUCAGUGGAGUACAUCUGUAACAAAGGAUACUCGCUUUCUGGCCCUGGAGUGCUCACCUGCUACAGCAGAGAUACUGCAGACCCAAAGUGGAGUGAAAGACUGCCCAAGUGUGUCCCUGAGAGAUAUGAGCCCUGCAGUAAUCCCGGCGCCCCCUCUACGGCCAUCCAGAGUUCAGAAAAAGCUUUCUUCCAGGCAGGAGAGACUCUGAGUUUUACCUGCCGUUCAGGAUAUGAACUUCAGGGUGAAGCGACUAUCCACUGCCUCCCUGGACAUCCCUCUCAAUGGAGCGGUGUGCCCCCUAUGUGCAGAGCCUCCUCUGGAAACUUUGAUGAACACAGACUGAACGCUACCAGAGCAGAAUUCAGUGUGGAGGGUGUCAAUAUUGCCAUUGCAGUUCUAAUUCCUGUAGCACUGGUGCUGAUGUUGCUCCUAGCAGUUUUUCUCUGCCUCUCAAUAGCUCAGAGCAAGACCCUUCAGCUCCCUGGGUCUUCCUCUCCACCAUAUGACAACAUGACUGAGGAAUCUGCUUUUGAUAACCCCGUUUAUGAGACAGGAGUAAGUAUGGAUGCCAUGAACCUCAGAGACGUGGCCUCACACAACACCAUCGUCCUGUCCUGAUCAGCCCUGCCUGCCAUCCUGUCAUUGUCCAGCAGAGGGAGCAAUUCUGUAUGCCAUUCUAGUAUUCACCUACAAAGAAAGACGAUAUGUUUGCCAUUAUGAUCUAGAUGUCUAUAUUUAUUUCACCAGCAGGGGGAGCCAUUUAUUCUGCCAUUCUUUCAUUUACCAGCAGAGGGAGCCAUUUGUGUCAUUCUGCCAUUCCAUCUGACUAAUCAUGACUGGUCGGCAGAUCAAAUAGUGGAAGUAAAAGGAAUUCGCACAAAGCUCUAAAUAGUAUUUGUCAUUUCAUUUUUAAAGCCAUGAAGUAUAGGACAUCCAUAAAUCCUCCUAAUAUUUUCUGUCCAGUAUUUAUGAUGUUCUUAUCAGUAACACGUAAGUAAUGCUGCUACUACUAUAAAAAUGAGUACCACUUAUAUUAUUACAAAUGGUCUUCAUAGUUAAUGAGUUUGAAGUUGCAUAAUGAGCUUAAAGGAAUAUUCAGACUUCAGUACAAGUUAAGCUCAAUCGACAGCAUUUGUGGCAUAAUGUUUAUUACAACACAAAAUUUAUUUGGACUUGUCCCCCCUUUUCUUAAAAAAAGAGAGUAAAUCUGUGUUACAGUGAGACACUUACCAUGGAAGUGAAUAGGGCCAAUCUGUAAAGGUUAAAAUUCUCACUGUUCCAAAGUAUAGCCACAAAAUGUAAACAAUAUGCAUGUUAAUGUGAUUUUAAUGUGUUAAAAAUCACUUACUAUCAUUUUCUGUGCAAAGUUAUAUCCAAUUUUACAACUUCCAAGAUGACAUAACAGCUUAAACCCUAAAACGACCGUAAUAACUACAAUUUAAACAACUUUAAAGCCCAAAUAAUACACACAGUUUAACAGAAGAAUGUACAGUAAGUGCUUUUAUAAAAUUAUAAGCUUCACAUUUCUGCCUUUAAACCCUCCAAAAAUUUGGCCCCAUUCAAUUGUAAGUGCCUCACUGUAACCUCGAUUUUUGAUUUUUUAAGGAAAAGGAAGCAUGAGUCAAAAUAAUUUUUUUGUGAUAAUCAACAUUAAGCCACAAAUGCUGUCAAUUAAUUUGUAUCAAACCUGGAAUGUUCCUUUAAAGUUGCAUCAGCAAAAUGUUUCCUGAAGACUCCUUGGGAAUGGCCGGUUUCAU
Messenger RNA from Myxocyprinus asiaticus (Chinese sucker), 4262 nucleotides. Its product is annotated as seizure protein 6-like. Lineage: Eukaryota; Metazoa; Chordata; Actinopteri; Cypriniformes; Catostomidae. The record is from RefSeq and is a predicted model, not a curated record. Gene Ontology annotation, biological process: synapse maturation; regulation of dendrite development. The transcript has 16 exons. Gene Ontology annotation, cellular component: neuronal cell body; dendritic spine; dendritic shaft. Bases 154 to 3123 code for a protein of 989 amino acids.